GAUUUUCAAGAUCACAUUUUGGCGAAUCUGUAGACCCAUGUUUAAGCUAUAACAAAAACAGGAGCAGGUGAUUUGACUGAUUUGGACACAUUAAGCUGGAGGAGAAGUACGUGGUUUAAGUCUGACGUGCAAUGAAAUUAUUCAGAGCUCUGCUGGUUUUCAUCCAUUAAAAAUUGAAUGCAUCUGGCAUUCCAGGUGUAAAUCUGAAUGUGUCCCUGAUCUGACCGAUGGACAUGAUGAAAACCAAGCUGUGGUACUUCACCCACUGAAGGUUAAUAAAAAUCAGCUGAUGCGGUGUCUGGUUACUUAAAAUCUGCCUCAUUUGACCAUAGGCGUACCGCGUACGUGGGCGCACGCACGUCUCCUUCGAUUACGGUAAACUGAAGUAGCAACCUGCCUUACGAAUUUCUGCUUCUAGUCGAUAACUAAUGCUAUUAGUUCAUGCAUGCUGUAGCCUGUGCCUGUGUUUUUCAGGUCGUUAUGUAACUGGGCUUCAUCCUCCCUCUUUUGUUGUCAAACAGGGAGGUCUGACGUCAUCACCUAGCUCCGGGAAGAUCUGAGCGGCUCGCGGUCGCCUCUUCCAGACCAGCUAAGGGACGAAAACAAACGGCAGCGGUGCCUUGGCUCAGCUAACCGCUUGCUGACGGACGGGGCAGAAGGCGACACGAGUCAGCUGUACUAUCGCACGUCUGAAUGUGUGCAGAUAAGGUAGUGCACGUUUUGCACUGACUUGAACCUUUUAUGCAACCCGCCCUGCUCACCAGGCACGACCAUGUCUGACACUGCUAACACUACUUCCACAGACAACAACGGAGACUCCGGGCUAAACGGUUCCUGGGUGGAGCUGGAGAUGAACAGAGGUGCAGCCGACUUGUCCCAGUCAUCCUCCACAGGCGGCCUGGCCCCAGCCCUCCUGCCACUCACUCAGGUGGAGGAGGAAGAGGAGGCCAUGGUGGGGGGGUUAGAGCAUGUCCCAUCCUCGUCCUCAAUCCACAAUGGAGAUAUGGAGAAAAUCCUGUUGGACGCCCAGCACGAGUCGAGCCGCAGCAACUCCUCCUGCAAUAGCCCUCCUCGGCCUCACAGUCCCCAGGAUGAUGGACAGAUCAUCUUUGACGUGGACGCGACUGCCAGGAGGGACAGCCAAUCAGAAGAGGAUGUCUUGGACAAGGAGAGGGAUAUGGACAUCCUGAUGAAGGACUCAGAUUGGGUUGCUGACUGGUCUAGUCGACCGGAAAACAUUCCCCCCAAGGAGUUUCACUUCCGUCACCCCCGACGCUCUGUAACCCUCAGCAUGAGGAAGACUGGGGCCAUGAAGAAAGGAGGCAUCUUCUCUGCUGAGUUCCUGAAAGUCUUCAUCCCCUCGCUGCUACUGUCACAUAUCCUCGCUCUGGGGCUGGGAGUCUACAUUGGAAAGAGGUUGACCACGCCACCAGCCAGCUCUUUCUGAACCUGAAACAGAAGAAAAGUGCCUGAGAAGCGGCCAUCAGUUGCCAGAGAAAAUGUUGCUGUCGUGAGAAGAUUGCCUGCCCCCGCUUCCCCUCCUUGUCCCUGAGAUUUGAUAUGUUCUCAGGAGAAAUGCACCCCUCUCCCCUCCUUCUCCCACCCUUUGUUCUUGAUUGGCUGUUCUUUGACCGUCUGUAGGUUUCUCCCCUCGCCCCCUUAUCUCCUUCACUCAUUUGUACAAGCUUUUCAAAGAAUGAAUAAGGUCAUAUUACCCUUUCCCCAGUAACUGGGUUCAAGUGUUUAUAGUGGGUAGGUUUUCAGGGAGGGUCGCAGCAUUAAACCAAACUCUUCUACCAUGCACGCUCUUCUAGUGUGCUUUGAUCAUCUGAAACAAGGGAGAACUGACCACAGAUUGUGCCACCUACAUGUGUAGCCCAACAUUCUCACGGCUCCAACCAAAUUCAACCAGCUAUGCGAACUGCAAAUAUGAUCAUGCCUUUUGAAAGUAGCCAUUUUGAUUAUCUUUUUUUUUUUUAAGGUAAUAUUGUCUUUUAUUUAUUUAUUUUACAACUAGCUGUUUAUCAAGGCAUUGUAUUAAUGAAUGAAGUGGCCAUUUCAAAUCACAAGCACUCUUGAAUGCACUGAGGAAGUCUGGCUCUGUCUGCCUGAAGAAAGAUUUAAAAGAUGAAAACUAGAAAUUGAAAUGAUAUUCUGCCACUGAACUAAUAUUUUGCAAAGUGACAGUAAUUGGAAACCAGGAUGUAGUGUGCUGCAGGCAGACUGGGUCUCCCUCUCUGUGCCUAUACCAACGGUAUUUCUGUGGCUGGGUUUUGGGAGAGAGUGCUGUGUGGUCCAGGAAGAUUUUAGUCAUCUGUCCAAACUGUUUGUGUCCAUGUUGUCCUUCCAGUGAGUCACUUGGUUUGUCUGCAUCCUAUCUUACUUUAGAUUGGGCCAGAUAUUACAUGGUCCUGUGCUCAUUGUUUGAUAUUAGAGUGGAAUUUAAGUGAUCAGAAAAGAUCCGGUACCAAAAAAAUUGAAAAUAUGAUUGAUAGUCAUUUAAUUAAAAAUGUAGUCGUUUGAAUUGACCUUUAUACAAGGAUCGGGAGUUUUUUAUUUUAGAGGAAUGAUUUAUUAUCUAGUGGAAAAAAUGUCCAAUAGUAGCCUAAGAAAACAAGAAGAAGUUGCAGGUGAAGGGAACAGAGUCCAGGGUAGCUCUGAGUUUGGACAGACUGAAGGUACCUGGUGAUCAUUUUUGCAGUUCUCUCUUUGAGUGACAGAUGUGCAUCAAGUUCUAAUAAGCUGAAGGGAGGAUGGGUUUAAACACAGGCAGUUGGUUAGCAUGUUCAGUAAGGUCAUGUAAACAUAUGGCGUCAUUGAAAGCCUUGAUAUCAGACAUUGACUAUACUGUGGUAUCUCUGAGGCUGUGAUCUGUUCUUUGAGUCAACUCUUCAUAACCAGAACUGGUUUAAGUAGCUUUAUGGAUCGAAAAGGUCAGCUCUCAUCGAACAGCAGAU
This is a messenger RNA of Monopterus albus (swamp eel), 2957 nucleotides long. RefSeq names its product BCL2 interacting protein 3 like b (gene bnip3lb). The transcript has 6 exons. Lineage: Eukaryota; Metazoa; Chordata; Actinopteri; Synbranchiformes; Synbranchidae. Gene Ontology annotation, biological process: mitochondrial outer membrane permeabilization; positive regulation of apoptotic process; defense response to virus. The coding region runs from base 773 to 1447 and encodes 224 amino acids. Gene Ontology annotation, cellular component: nucleus; nuclear envelope; mitochondrial envelope. The record is from RefSeq and is a predicted model, not a curated record.